AGCUGAGGAAACUGGACUUCUGCCUCUCGAUAAAUCUCAAAUCACAUGUCGCCAGGCUAGUGCUCAUUGACACAUUGAUUUUGGUGGACUGGGAACAGUAUAUCAUAUAGCUAUCGUAAAAAACUCGUACAUAUUGUGGACACGUCACGGCCUCAUUGGACCCUAAAUAACGAGAAAACCCCAAAGUAUUGACUUGCUAUGUUCCGCUGAGGUCUUCCUCUCUCAUAACUUAGAAGGUGCAACAAUUGGAAAACUUGGUUUUUAAAAUUGGUAAUUUUCGACAGGUACGAUGGCCCAUGUCAGAAUAUCGGCAGCUAACAGCAUAAAACAGAAGUACAAUGUGCGCCGCGCCUCGGCACCCGUCCAGACGCACCACAUGGUUGUAAAGGCUCAAAGAUCACGAAGUUUGAAUGAUAUAGCAGUUCCUGAGGACCAGAAAAGAGAACUAAAGGAGGCGUUCGGAAUGUUCAAGACCAGGAAAGGGAAAAUGUUCGCAAAAGAUCUAGGUCCUCUACUUCGCUGUUUAGGACUAAACCCCUCCGAAAGGGAUUUGGAGGAAGCCAGACAUGAACUGGAUGUUUGUGCCAAAGGUAAAAUAAGUUACGCAGACGUUGAACGUUAUGUAAUAACGCAUGGCGACGUCUACGCCGAGGAAACAGAGGACAUUCUAGAGGCAUUCCGAGUCUUGGACAAAUGCGGAAGCGGUAAAAUAUCCGUGUCGGACUUCCGAAAGUGCAUGACAACCAUGGGGGAUCGAAUGACACCAGAGGAAGUGGAGGAGAUCAUUCAAUAUGCAAAAUCUGAUGGAUUCAUCGAAUAUGAAGAUUUGUUACGAGAACUGAGCGAAUCAACAAAAUAAGAAAAAGCCUCCGCUUUUGAAAUUUUUUGACAAUUUUUGUCCUGCAUGGAUUGCAUAGGAAUGUGCAGAGACGUGCACUUUGAGGAUGGAUUGGAGAGUUUAUCACAACCAUGUUGUCAUGGUAUCAAGAGGCCAUGGAAGAAAACGUUUUUGCGUUCUGCACCAUUUCUGUUAGUCGCAACUGGGUCUUUUGCAGACUAUAGCAAUUCGUAACACUGCAUGAUCAAAAACAUCAACGUUCAUGUACAUACGUUAGUUGCCACAAAUGGUCUCUAAAAUGCAUUCUUAUUUAGAAUGGCUAUCCUAACACUUGAGAGGGUAACACUGAGGCAUUUCAAGAUUUUUGGAGAUAGGAAUUACUCAUUUUCCAUAUAUUCUUCAUUUCAAACUUUUGAUAUACAAUCAUAACUUUUUUUGUAAAUUAAGUCUAGAUAUUUUUGAUAUACUUAGUGUUUUAUAAUGCACAAACAGGUAACAUGUUCAAUAUAUCUGUUAGAUUUGUACAUGUACCAGGUGCAGGUUAUCGUUACAAUGAAAUGGUGGUGGCGGAGAACUGUACAGUCAUCGAAAUCAUUGUUAAUGUUUUCAUCCAAAAAAAAAAAAAUAGCGCCCCUUAAAUUGUGAUAUAGAAUUUCCCCUGUUCUGUAAUAGUUAUACAAAUGUUUCUGACACUUUUGCAAUAUUUUUGAGAUUUGGGUAAUGUUCAUGUUCGUUAUUUGCUUGAUAUACAAUGAAUCUGAUGUUUUUUGCUGUCAUAAUUACCUAAUAAUACUUGUUAUCAUAAUUAUCCAUCGUUCUAUUUACUAUUUUCAUUACUACCUAAUACAUGUAUUCUAUUUGUUAUCAUAAUUAUCCAGUAUUCUAUUUGUUAUUAUUACCAAAUGUUCUA
Molecule: messenger RNA, 1748 nt
Organism: Saccostrea echinata
Lineage: Eukaryota; Metazoa; Mollusca; Bivalvia; Ostreida; Ostreidae
Product: calmodulin-A-like
Exons: 5
Coding region: 290-859 (189 amino acids)
Cellular component (GO): myosin II complex
Molecular function (GO): calcium ion binding
Source: RefSeq, a predicted model, not a curated record